This is a messenger RNA of Symbiodinium necroappetens, 507 nucleotides long. The record is from the annotation of a GenBank genome assembly. Lineage: Eukaryota; Dinophyceae; Suessiales; Symbiodiniaceae.
AUGGCGUGGCUGUCGCGGCUCGGCAGGCAUCUGAGUCCUGGCCUGGUGCCGCUGCCGUCGGCUCUCCAGGUCGGUGUUCUGGCCCGUUCGAUUUCGGGUCUUGAGGCCUCUUGCACCUGCUUGUCACGCGCGACCCAUGGUGUGCAGGUGAGAAGCUUCGGAGGCCCCAGGCGACAGGGCGAGACACCGACGAUACAGUCCACCUUCGCGCCGUAUCCCAUGGUACCGUAUGGGGUUAAGCGAAGCUCCGCUUACCGAGAAUCCAAGAAGGCUGCUCGCAAAGCUGCGGAGAGGGCUCGACGGGCACAGGAGGAGAAGGGAAUGAUUCUUGACCCCAAGAAGCAGCUACGUAUGGAAAUCAAGCGAAAUUCCGGCAUUGGAUGGUACAGGGCUGCUCAAAUCAUCAAGCAUCUAGAGAUGCACGAGCGUGGCAAGGGGCCGCCGAUGGACCAGGCCAUGCGGGACAGGAUCACCGACAUUGCAAGAGUCGUGAGGAUGGGGAGAUGA